Molecule: messenger RNA, 1671 nt
Organism: Phyllotreta striolata
Lineage: Eukaryota; Metazoa; Arthropoda; Insecta; Coleoptera; Chrysomelidae
Source: the annotation of a GenBank genome assembly
AUGAAAACAUCACUAAUUUUGUUUAUUAAUUUUCUGGCAUUAGCUAAAGCCGGUAUACUUGUUAAAAUACCCGAUGGACGAUUGAGAGGAAGAAUAGAACAUUCCAGCAGGAAUAUCUCCUUCUUUGCCUUCCAGCAAAUUCCAUACGCCAAACCCCCGAUUGGGAAACUUCGAUUUAAGGAUCCGAUACCGGUGGAUAAAUGGAAUGGAGUGCUAGAUGCGACCAAAAACACAAAAUUUUGCUACCAACAAACCAAUCUUUACAACGUUCAGAACUUGAGUCGAUUCGAAAACGAAGAUUGUCUGUAUUUGAAUGUCUACACGCCAGUUGACCCAUCAUCAAAUGCCAGUCUACCGGUAAUGUUCUACAUUUAUGGCGGUGGAUUCGUCAGCGGGGCGUCGAAUUUCGAGUUUUUCGGGCCCCAUUAUCUCAUGGAAAACGGGGUGGUUGUCGUUACGAUAAACUACAGAGUGGGGCCUUUCGGAUUUAUCAGUACUGGCGAUGCGGUAAUACCGGGAAAUUUCGGUUUGAAAGAUCAGUUGCUGGGAUUGCAUUGGGUCAGAGACAACAUAGCUUAUUUCGGGGGCGAUCCGAAUAAAGUAACGAUUUUCGGACAAAGCGCCGGCGGGGCCUCCGUUGGGUUUCACCUCAUAAGCAGGAAAUCCAAAGGUUUAUUUAGGGCCGCCAUUUCUCAAAGCGCUUCUAUACUAUCCCCUUGGGCGUACCAGAGAAUAUACAAAGCACUGGCUUAUAGAGUAGCCUUUUAUAUCGACAAUAACUUCGAUAAAGCUUCUACUAGCGAAGAAUUGUUAAAGUUUCUUCAAGAUGCUCCGGCCAGCGAGAUAAACAAAGCCGGACGGGAUAUACCGUCGGGCUACGAGCAAAUAACCGAUGGGUUUCUGUACACCCCAGUGAUCGAGGCCGAAAGCGAAACAGCUUUUAUAACCGAGAGGAUGUUUUCUGCACUGGAAAACGGACACUUUAAUCGUGUUCCUCUUAUCAUUGGUAUUUGCUCUGAAGAAUCCAUUACAACAGCUUCGAAUAUGGAGGAUUUUCUAAAGCGCGUGAAGCAAUUCGACGAGGAUGUGAGCAAAUUGGUGAACCCCAAUAUGCACAUAGAAGACAAAGAAGGUGAGAUUCCUGCCGGGAAUGCCAUAAGGAAUAUCUACACCAAUGGCACGUUGCUGCAGAACAACUUGGGCAAGGCAGUUAGAUAUUACAGCGACACUUCUUUUAGUAGAGGCGUAAUCGAACACGCCCAAUUGCAAUCGAAAUUCAGCGAUGUGUAUUUUUAUCAGUUUUCUUAUUAUGGGAAAAUAAUCGGUGAUAGACCGAAUGUUCCAGGAGCUGCUAGAACAGGGCAUUCCGAUGACAAUUAUUUCAUUUGGGCAACUGGAAAUUUAACAAAUCUGGAUAGUUUUCCACGAUCUGAUGUUGUAACAAGCGAAAGAUAUAGAGCUUUAUUUACGAAUUUUGCUAAAUAUUUGGACCCCAUACCGGAGGAAACGAAAUUAUUAAACGUUAAAUGGCCCAAAGUGCAUCCGGACAAAUUCCAAUAUAUAGAUAUCAAUGAAACUUUAACAAUUAAAAUAAAUCCUAAAGGGGAUGUAUUUCCCGAGUGGGUUGAUGUUUAUAACAAAUAUGCUAUAAAACCGUACGAUACAUUUUAG